AUGUCGGAAUAUGUGGACGGAUGUGAUACCCGACAAAACACUAGUCAAAUCACUGAUCAUAAUACCGAUCAAAACACCCGUCAAAGUAUUCGACAAAAUACUAGUCAACCUACCGGUUAUACCACCCGUCAAAAUACCCGACAAAACACUGGUCAACCCACCGGUUAUACCACCCGUCAAAAUACCCGACAAAACACUGGUCAACCCACCGGUUAUAUCACCCGUCAAAAUACUCGACAAAACAAUAGGUUAAAACACAACUAUAAUAAUCAGAAUUUAACGAAAAGUAAUAAUACAUUUGAUUCAUCACAUGAUAAUUAUUGGAUUUUAAAUGCUAACAAUAAUAGUAAGACCACUACUGACACACCAGCUAUGAAUAGUGGCGGAGAUGACUGUCAUAAAGGCUAUAGUAGUGGGGGUAAUCACAGUAGCAGUGGAUGUGAUAGUGGUUGGGGUAACCAUAGUAGCAGUGGAGGCGGAUAUAGUGGUGGUGGGGGUGGCUAUAGUAGCGGUGGAUGUGAUAGUGGUGGGGGUAACCACAGUAGCAGUGGAGGCGGAUAUAGUGGUGGUGGUGGUGGCUAUAGUAGCGGUGGAUGUGAUAGUGGUGGGGGUAACCACAGUAGCAGUGGAGGCGGAUAUAGUGGUGGUGGAGGCGGAUAUAGUGGUGGUGGAGGCGGAUAUAGUGGUGGUGGCUAUAGUAGCGGUGGAUGUGAUAGUGGCGGAUGUGAUAGUGGGGGUGGAUGUGAUAGUGGGGGUGGAUGUGAUUAA
Molecule: messenger RNA, 768 nt
Organism: Oppia nitens
Lineage: Eukaryota; Metazoa; Arthropoda; Arachnida; Sarcoptiformes; Oppiidae
Exons: 1
Coding region: 1-768 (255 amino acids)
Source: RefSeq, a predicted model, not a curated record